Messenger RNA from Doryrhamphus excisus (bluestripe pipefish), 1814 nucleotides. NCBI's taxonomy places the organism in Eukaryota, Metazoa, Chordata, Actinopteri, Syngnathiformes, Syngnathidae. The record is from RefSeq and is a predicted model, not a curated record.
AUCUCUGGGGAGGAAACUAAAGGCAUGCGGUGGAACGCCAACUGUGGUUUGCAUAUCAGCGAGGAGUUUUCAUUCAUAAAUUAAUAUUAAAGCGCAAAAAUGCUGCAUUCAUGCAGAAAUAGUAAAUUGUAUUUCUGCUAAUCGGCGGUUGAGUGGUUAGCGCGCGGACCUCACAGCCAGAAAGGCACGAACGAAACUUACACCUUCUCCAGUCGGCCUAGACCUGUUGAGAACCGCUCCAAAUACAGAGAACUACCGACAGAAAAGUAGGGCACAGGGCAGUAAUUAUGGAAACAUCAUGUAUGAUCGACGUGUCAUCAGGGGAAACACUUAUGCUCAACGCUUCAUGUCAGCUAUGGUGCAGGAUGAUCUGGCUGAAAUCCAAAGACAGCAAGAGAUCAGGCGGAGGGCCAUGGCUCGGAAAAAGAGGACCGGGGAGCCCCAAAGAUCUGCAACUCCAGAUGCCGUGCAGGGCAGAAAACACAAUGUAGUGCAAACAGAGCUUUACCUGGAAGAGUUAAGCUACGUCAUAGAGGUUUCACAUACUGAAUCCCAGACUGAUGCUUUCCUGGACAGACCAGCAUCUCCGCUCUUUAUACCUGCCAAAUCUGGCCAAGAUGUUGCAACGCAAAUAGAGGACGGAGAGUUGUUUGACUUCGAUAGAGAGGUGCAGCCAUUGCUGGAGGUCCUAGUGGGGAAGACCAUUGAGCAAUCUCUCUUGGAGGUGAUGGAGGAGGAGGAGCUGGCCUGUCUGAGGGCCCAACAGAGGGCCUUUGAGGAGAUCCGGAAUGCCGAGCUGGCCGAGGUGCAGCGACUCCAGGAGCAGGAGAGGCGGCGGCGGGAGGAAAAGGAGCGCAGAAUUUCCCAGCAGGAGGAGGCGCUGAAGAGGGACCAAGAGACAGUGGAGAAGAUUGCGGCACGGGCCUACACCCAUCACUAUCUGGCUGACCUUGUACCCACCGUCUUGAAGUCUCUGAGGACCCACGGCUUUUUCCAUGACCCUGUGGAGAAAGAUAUCGAGACAACUUUCUUCCCAUGGUUGAUGGAUGAGGUUCACAGCAAUUUAGAGAAGAGGAACACGGCAAGGCAGCUUUUAGACACACUCAUCCAUGAUGUGGUCCAGAAAAGACUUCCACUCUACACACACUUGGAGUCACGGCAAGAUGACAAGUAAAAGGCUAGCUAAAAAAAAAAAGCUAAAAAAAAUAAGUACUUUUUAAAAUGUUUGUGUCAAUUUAAGUACACCCACGCUUUUAUCACUCACCUUAUUUGUAUACUUAGGUGUAAACACACAUUUUAUCUCAAGUAUGCAGUUUUCACGUAGCUACUUGUCGGUACAGCACACUUAGAACAGAAAUUACUUAUGGUUUGGCACAAAUGUAAGUGGUCCUCUUAUACGACUCUAUUUUAAUACCGUAAUCCUAUUGGUUUAGAUCAACUGUGGCUCCUCCUCCUUUUGGGCUUUUUGGGCGGAAGACACGCAUGAAAGAGUUGCAUUGACCUAUCGUACCUAUGUUUUAGGGGUGCACCAAACACAAAGGUUUUUUUUUAUUACAUAAAUGAUAUACUGGAAACAAUGCCAUUCAUUCGGUAUGAAAAGCCCAACAGGUCGCCUUUGACGUCACAAACAUAGAAUGACGUGUCUGAUGGCUUUCAUGUGUAAAUUUCAUGUGUAAUAAAGAAAAAGAUCAAGAAAGAUGAAGGUGUGGAGGGCCUUGCCCAGUGGGUGAGGCAAUUUUCACCACAAUUCGAAGUCACGUAUCACUCACAAAGCAUUCAACUUCCGGUGUGCUUGCUUUUGAGUACCACAAUAA